This is a messenger RNA of Anolis carolinensis (green anole), 2402 nucleotides long. RefSeq names its product saccharopine dehydrogenase (putative) (gene sccpdh). Gene Ontology annotation, cellular component: lipid droplet; mitochondrion; plasma membrane. The coding region runs from base 102 to 1391 and encodes 429 amino acids. Lineage: Eukaryota; Metazoa; Chordata; Lepidosauria; Squamata; Anolidae. The transcript has 12 exons. The record is from RefSeq and is a predicted model, not a curated record. Gene Ontology annotation, biological process: glycolipid biosynthetic process.
CCCUGGCCCCUCCUGCGUUCUAUUGCCGUUGCGCAGCACUGCUCCUGGGACUCAGACCUGCCUCAUCUUCAGCGGACGGACGGAUCUUUCUUGGGGUUGCCAUGGCGACGGGGCGGCCUUUCGACAUGGUGGUCUUCGGGGCCUCGGGCUUCACCGGGCAGUACGUGAUCCAGGAGGUGGCAAAGGCAGCCGCCGAGGAGGAGGAGGCGCGCGGCUCGCUGCGCUGGGCCGUGGCCGGCAGGAGCCAGGAGAAGCUGCAGGCCGUGCUGGAGAAAUCGGCCGCCAAGCUGGGGAAGCCAGAACUGAAGUCAGAAGUUGGCAUAAUUCUAUGUGAUGUCAGUGAUCCAGCCUCUCUUGCUAAUAUGGCUAAACAAACAGCUAUUGUUCUCAACUGUGUAGGCCCAUACAGGUUUUUUGGAGAAGCUAUGGUGAAAGCUUGUGUUGAGAAUGGUACAAGCUGUAUUGAUAUUAGCGGAGAACCUCAGUUUCUGGAAGGAAUGUAUUUGAAGUAUAAUGACCAAGCUGCAGAAAAAGGAAUAUAUAUUGUUGGAAGCUGUGGUUUUGAUUCUAUUCCUGCAGAUAUGGGAGUAUUAUAUACCAAAAAUAAUUUGAAAGGUACCUUAACAGCAGUGGAAAGUUUCUUCUCUAUUAAAUCUGGCCCAGAGGGUGUCUCUCUUCAUGAUGGUACCUGGAAAUCCGCAAUAUAUGGCCUUGCUGAUCAAGAAAAUUUGAAAAAAAUUCGGCGCCAAAUAGGACAUAAACCCAUUCCAGUGAUUGGAGCAAAACUUCAGAGGAGAGGUGCAGUGUUUUUUUGUAACGAACUUCAGCAGUAUUCCAUUAUAUUCAUGGGAUCAGAUUUCACUGUGGUAAAACGGACUCAGCAAUAUAUGCAUACACAAGAAGAGGAAACUCCUGUACAAUAUGCUGCUUACGCCACCGUUGGCGGUAUUGGAUCUGUCCUUAAACUGAUGUUCGCUGGCCUUCUAUUUUUAAUGCUUGUGAAGUUCAACUGUGGGAGAAAACUUUUAAUAAAAUAUCCUGAAUUUUUUUCUGGAGGAUAUUUUACAAAAGACGGACCAACAGAAAAACAGAUGGAAAAGGUAUCUUUUGUAAUGACAUUUUUUGGCGAGGGAUACAGCACUGGUAAAGAUCCACAUCAAGGCAAACCGGAUGUUAAAAUAUGCACUCAAGUGAAGGGGCCAGAGCCUGGCUAUGUUGCUACACCUAUCGCAAUGGUCCAGGCUGGCAUGACACUUUUGAAGGACAAGAGUUCUCUUCCUAAAAAAGGAGGUGUCUAUACUCCUGGGGCUGCAUUCUCCAAAACAAAACUGAUUGACAGGCUCAACAAGCAUGGGGUUGAGUUCUCUGUUAUUAGCAAGCCCGAAGUCUGAAAAAAUUUCUGAAGAGACGGCAUGACCAGAAAACCUUUGUGUAGUUACUUGUAGAUCAAAAAUAACAGGAAUUUUAAAGGGUUGCUAGGUUUAAUAAAAUAUUUGCAUUCUAAUGACAUAUUCCAUAAUAUUGUUUGAAAUUACUGGAUAUUUUAACUGGACAUACUGAAUAUGUUACCACCACAGACAUUAACCUGUUGAAAAAUUACUGCAAUAAUGAAUAGUGGUAGAAACAUAUUGCUAGUUUAGGAGAGCUUGAAAUUAAGAAACUCAUCCAACACCAUUCCCAAUUGAAAGUGAGUUCUCACUAUGGGAAUCUAUAAUCAUUUCAGCUUUUUAAUGUAGUUCUAUAAAUAUAGCACUUAUAUUUGUUGGUAUUCGGUAAUCUGUUGGUGAUUAUACUGUUAAAUCUGUGCCUUAACUGACCAAAUAUCUGUAGAUAGGAGAGGACAGUUUUUAAGGUGAGUAAAUACAUAGCAGUAAGCUCUCUUGAAGCAUUCCUUUAGUUUUCAUUAAACUUUUGGAGUAUGUAAUCCCACAGGCAGAACUCUGUCUAGCUAUUGUUAGCAGAAUAUUAUUACCCAAGAUCCCUUUUAACCACUGUUCCUUUAGAGACAAGGGGGCCUCUCUCUUACUGAUAAAUAAGACUGCAGCCAACUUUUACUUGGAUUAAGUCCUAUUGACCACACAGUCAAAUUCAGGUUUAGUCAAAUAAGUUCUAAACCUGUGCUAAAGGGACAAAUUAAUUGUGCUUAAUUGAAGUUUCUUGGGGUUUGGCACAAUCAGCUCAACUGACUUAAUGUUUUCCCUACACUAAAUGUAAAAUAGGGAGAAGUAUUUUUAAACACUAGCUUUUUAGUAUGAAUGCCUAUGACAAAGGAGUAUCUGAUACUCCCUUUUCAAUGGAGAUGAUCUCAUCAGGGAAAAUAAAGUACUGAAGAGUAAGAGAAAAAUGUAGUUGCUGUUUACUUACCAUUGUUGUUCAAUAUAAUAAAAGGAGGUUACAAAUUC